AAAAAAUCCUGUGGGCUGUAGAAGAGGGGAAAGAAAUCAAGAAUGGCAGUUCGUCUGCGGCUUUUUGCUCCAAGCAGAGUAGCAAAUGAAGUGAUUUGGAGGUUGUGGAGGCAUUUCUCAUCAGAAACAAUUUCUAGACUCAGUACGGAGUCAUUUAACAAGGCCCACAAGAUUGAUAAAGAUGGUGGUGGUGGUGGUGGUUGCCUCAAAACUCGUAUUUUAAAGCUUGUGUACCCACGGCGGAGCGCCACUGCCGUGCUGCAGAAUUGGGUUGAGGAAGGCCGCGGACGGGUCUCAGUCUCUGAGCUCCGUUGCAUAUCCAGGCUACUGCUGAAACGGCAGCGUUUCAAGCACGCCCUGGAGAUAUUCACAUGGAUGGAGGCUAAAGAAAGAUCUCGAAUGUCUGCUGCUGAUCAUGCAAUGAGGUUGGAAUUGACAAUUAAAGUGCACACUGUAGGGGAAGCUGAAGAGUAUUUUGAAAUUUUGCCUGACACUGUUUCUAAGAAAGCCGCUUGUCUCCCUCUGCUUCACUCUUAUGUUAAAGAAAGGUCCACUGAGAAGGCUGAGGCUUUCAUGCAGAAGAUGAACAGCUUGGGGCUAAUUGUAAACCCUCAUCCAUUUAACGAGAUGAUGAAGCUUUACAUAGCAACAUCUCAACAUAAGAAAGUGCUCGCUGUCAUAGUGCAGAUGAAACAAAAUCGAAUACCAAGAAAUGUCCUAUCGUACAACCUUUGGAUGAAUGCGUGUGCAGAGCUGUCGGGUGUUGGAUCAGCUGAGGAUGUUUACAAAGAAAUGAUUCAUGACAAAAAUGUUGUGAUAGGAUGGAGCUCUUUAUCUACUUUGGCAAAUAUUUACCAAAAAUCAGGAGCAGUUAACAAGGCUUUUUGGGCACUGAGAGAGGCAGAAAAUAAACUAUCUAGCCGUAAUCGCCUUGGUUAUCUAUUUUUGUCAACAAUUUAUACCUCUUUGAAUAGGAAGGAUGAAGUUGUGCGGCUUUGGAAAGCUAGCAAAGGGGUAAAGGGCAGAAUCACAUGUGCGAACUACAUGUGCAUCUUGUCAUGUUUGGUGAAGCUUGGUGACAUUAAAGAAGCAGAAAAUAUAUUUCUUGAGUGGGAGUCACAGUGUCGGACAUUUGAUAUUAGGGUGCCAAACAUUCUUCUAGGCGCAUACAUGAGGAAUGGCAUGAUGAAGAAAGCUGAAUCAUUAUUUAUCCGUUCAUUGAACAGAGGUGGAUGUCCAAAUUAUAAAACUUGGGAGAUAUUCACAGAGGGAUGGGUAAGGAGCAAUGAAAUGGAUAAAGCUAUAGAUACAAUGAGAAGAUGCCUUUCUACGUUGGAAGAUUGUGAUUGGAGACCAUCAGCUAGUAUUGUGGUGGCAAUUGCAGAGUACUUUGAGAAGAAGGGAAAGAUUGAAGACGCAAAGCAGUAUCUUGGAGUCAUCAGAAGUUUGGGCCUUGCUAGUUUGCCAGUCUAUAAAUCAUUGCUAAGAAUGCAUGCCUACUCACAAAGACCCACUGAAUACAUCCUUGAACUUAUGCACAAGGAUGGAAUUGAAUUGGACUAUGAGGCUUCUGCACUUGUUCAUGAAUUCAAUAUAUGAGAUUGCAAAAGAUGUGUAGUGGCGGAUUCUUUGAUAAGUCUUGCAGAUACAAAUUUUUGGGCUUCAACUUUCUUCCCUGAAGCUGAAAACAGCUGGAAUGAUCAGCCUGUUGAGUCAAACUUGCUUGUUUUCAACAAAGCCCGUUUCAAAAGAGUUGGAGUUCCCUCUCCUGGCAACUUGGGUGUUUUAGAAUCAAGAAUUUCUAUAAUGAAAGAGUUGCUAUAACAUCAGAAUGUGAUGCUCAAUUUCUUUCUCUGCAUCUAUGACACAAAGUCAGCGAACAGAGGGAUGCAUUUCGUAAUGUUAAUUCUUCUUGGACGUACAACAAGAUAACAGUUGUAAGUUUCCUUGGUUUUCAAGCAAAUGAAAUUUCGUUUUUACACAAAAUGAUUCCAAUGAAGGUACAGACCCACCACGAAAUACAGAAAAUGCUUUGAUGGCUGAAUUGCUUUCUUUUUUUGCAAAUACGCAUAUUCUGAACUCUUUUGUCAUUUCCGUUUUGGAGAUUUGUUGAUAGAAUUGUUUAAAUCUUCUCCUCUGGUGCCAGAAAUGUUGCAGCAAAGUUUCCCCUUCGUUCAUGUUUUUCACUCUUUGUCAUAAGGAUUUCUGGAAGAAUUUUGGUUUCCAUUUAUGUCUCAUCCGUUAAUCCUGGUAUAACUUACCUCCAAAUUCAGGUUUUU
Messenger RNA from Coffea eugenioides, 2279 nucleotides. RefSeq names its product pentatricopeptide repeat-containing protein At5g27460. Gene Ontology annotation, cellular component: mitochondrion. Gene Ontology annotation, molecular function: protein binding. The coding region runs from base 43 to 1599 and encodes 518 amino acids. The transcript is spliced from 3 exons. NCBI's taxonomy places the organism in Eukaryota, Viridiplantae, Streptophyta, Magnoliopsida, Gentianales, Rubiaceae. The record is from RefSeq and is a predicted model, not a curated record.